GGCUUGCUCUGAGUUGCUCGCUUCGUCAGUCAGCAGGCUCUGCUUCCUUUUCUGAGGCGCGCCUGAAGCCCCGACGGUCGUUGCUUCUACCGAGCACAGACAAUCGCAGCCGCCGCCGCCUCCCCUCCUCCGGCCUCCCAUGGCUGGCCGCGGCGGGUUUCCGCUUACCCCGCCACCCCCGGGGGGACUACCGCCUGCUGGCUCGGUAGCGGCCGCCGUUCCUCCCCCUCCUCCCCAAGCUCCAGGACCAGGAGGCGGGCUCUUGCGAGGAGGACCCAGCCCGGCUGGGGCCACCCUGUACCGGCCCAUGGGACACGCGGCUCCGUUCCAACGUCCUGGGAUGCUGCCUGGUGGCCGGAUGACCAUGGGCGUAUUACAAAUGGGAUCCCCCUCAGGGCCCCUGUAUGGAACAACUUCUCCACUGAGACCUGGAAUAUCACAGUCCAUGAUGGAUCCAUUCCGAAAGCGCCUACUUGCUCCACAGACUCAGCCACCUGCCGCAUUAAUCCAAAGGCGAGGGCUUAGGAGGAGGAAGAUGGCAGACAAGAUCCUACCACAGCGGAUUCGUGAACUGGUUCCAGAAUCUCAGGCUUACAUGGAUUUAUUGGCCUUUGAACGCAAGCUAGACCAGACCAUUGCCCGCAAGAGGAUGGAGAUCCAGGAGGCAAUAAAAAAACCUUUGACGCAAAAGCGAAAGCUGCGUAUUUACAUCUCCAACACCUUUACACCUGGCAAGGAGGAAUCUGAAGGAAGUGAGCGCAUAGCCUCGUGGGAGCUUCGUGUGGAGGGAAAACUCUUGGAUGAUCCAAGCAAGCAGAAGAGGAAGUUCUCGUCCUUUUUCAAGAGUUUGGUCAUUGAGCUGGACAAGGAACUGUAUGGGCCUGACAACCACCUGGUAGAGUGGCACCGAAUAGCUACAACUCAAGAGACAGAUGGCUUCCAAGUCAAGCGUCCAGGUGAUGUCAAUGUGAAAUGCACCCUGUUACUCAUGCUAGACCACCAGCCUCCCCAGUACAAACUGGACCCCCGUCUGGCUCGUCUGCUUGGGGUUCACACGCAAACUCGUGCCAGCAUCAUGCAGGCUUUGUGGCUCUACAUCAAACACAACAAACUCCAGGACAGUCAUGAGAAAGAAUAUAUCAACUGCAACCGUUACUUUCGCCAGAUUUUUGGUUGCAAUCGCAUGCGGUUCUCUGAAAUCCCCAUGAAGCUGGCAGGGCUCUUGCAACAUCCAGAUCCUAUUGUUAUCAACCAUGUGAUCAGCGUGGACCCCAAUGAUCAGAAGAAGACAGCCUGUUAUGACAUUGAUGUGGAGGUGGAUGAUCCCUUGAAGGCCCAAAUGAGCAACUUCUUGGCCUCCACCACCAACCAACAGGAAAUUGCCUCUUUAGAUGUCAAGAUCCAUGAAACCAUUGAGUCCAUUAAUCAGCUGAAGACACAGCGAGAUUUCAUGUUGAGUUUCAGUAAUAAUCCUCAGGAUUUCAUCCAAGAGUGGAUCAGAUCUCAACAGAGGGACUUAAAGAUCAUCACGGAUGUGGUUGGAAACCCAGAAGAGGAGAGGCGUGCAGAGUUCUACCAGCAACCAUGGAUUCAGGAGGCUGUUGGCAGACACAUCUUUGCCAAGGUUCAGCAGCGCAGACAAGAACUGGAACAAGUCCUUGGUGUUCGUCUCACCUAGUGCUGCUACCUCGAUUGGCUCUUCUGCACCUUGUGGUACUUCUGGAGUGGACCAACUGGCAGACUGUGUGCUUGCCUAAUAGCCUGUGCCCCUAACAGACCUGAGGAAGCCCUGCUGCCUGUUUCCAUUGCUCUCAAUAUUUGUGGGAGGGGUCUCUUGUUUUCCCCUGGAACUAGACAUGAUUUAUGGCAUCUUUUAGCAGAGGAACACAAUCCUCCCUCCCUCCCCAAACCCCCUGCCAUUUCCUGUGUGCUUUGCCUUUGGGACACUGGGAUUUUUAUUUUGAGUUGCCUUCUACCUCUUAGCUGAGCCUCAGUAGUCUCUUGCAAUGCAGGGCAGCUGCUGUUGCUCAUUCUUAACCAAAGCUUUGUCCAUUCCAAAUUGUCAGCCCUGCUGGCAUUUUAGUCUUUGCACUAUCUUUUGGGGGAAGAUUUGUUCUGUUUGUACAGAGAAAUAUUGUUAAAUAUGGAAUGGCUUGGUCCCCUUUCACCUUAUGCAAUCUGUGUGGUUGCAGACAGGAGGGGGUUUCCUCAAGCCUUUGCUGUUGUGUUAAUGACAAUCAGUUGCUACUUCUUGCUUGGUUCUCCAAGUGUUUAUGAGAUUUAGGUAGUGGACAACGGGGACCAGUUCUUCUGUGGCAAGGCCCCUAACUGCAAUGGGAAAUAUUCCUGAGGUUGCUAGCCAACAGGAGAUGGGUGACAUUUGCCUGAGCCUUCUUGGGGCCCCUCAAGUGCCUUUGCUUUCAAAGUUUCUGAUCCUUCUCUGGAGUUGCAUUUGGCCAAGUAAGAGCUAAUAGGAUAUUCAUUUGCUUAUGAGCAAAAAUGUUAUCUGUUUCUAUUUUGAAUGUUUUCUAAUAAAAAUAUUAUUAAGCAGCA
Molecule: messenger RNA, 2553 nt
Organism: Pogona vitticeps (central bearded dragon)
Lineage: Eukaryota; Metazoa; Chordata; Lepidosauria; Squamata; Agamidae
Gene: SMARCD2
Product: SWI/SNF related BAF chromatin remodeling complex subunit D2
Source: RefSeq, a predicted model, not a curated record